UGAGAGCCCGUCUCCAUGUUGAAGUCAAUGGACCUGGAUCUGACCACGUUGUUUACAGGUUAUCAUUCUAGGUGAUAGCGGUGUUGGUAAGACGUCGUUGAUGAACCAGUAUGUCAACAAAAAGUUCAGCACGCAAUACAAGGCUACGAUCGGAGCUGAUUUCUUGACAAAAGAGGUCAUGGUGGACGAUAAGCUUGUUACUAUGCAAAUUUGGGAUACAGCCGGCCAAGAGCGCUUCCAAAGUUUGGGUGUAGCAUUUUAUCGAGGUGCAGAUUGCUGUGUUCUUGUAUACGAUGUCAAUACCCCCAAAUCAUUCGAAUCAUUGUCUUCCUGGGUCGAUGAGUUUUUGGUUCAAGCAUCGCCUCGCAACCCAGACAGCUUCCCGUUUGUUGUGCUCGGAAACAAGAUUGAUGUCGACGAGUCAAAAAGAAUGGUUUCGGCGAGAAGAGCCCAUCAAUGGUGUGAAUCCAAAGGAGGUAUUCCGCAUUUCGAAACAUCCGCUAAAGAAGCCAUCAAUGUUGAGCAAGCGUUCCAAACUAUCGCUAAGAACGCGUUGGCUAUGGAAUCCGACGUUGAAUUGUAUAGUGACUUGAAUGACCCCAUUCGCAUCGAUAAUGACAGUACGAAUGACUUUGGCGGAUGUGCCUGCUAGAAUCUUUAUUCUAUAACCUUUUUCUAAUACGUCCUUCUUAUUAAUGGGCCCUGCUUUGUGCAGAUACCUUUUGUCCACUGCCCCUUUUUAUAUAAUAAUAUCAACAAUGCUAUUUUUUCUCCCAAGCCCGCAUACCGUCAUUGAGCUGUAAGUGUUUCCCCUCUUAGAGACGCGAGGUAGUAC
This is a messenger RNA of Umbelopsis ramanniana AG, 835 nucleotides long. RefSeq lists its product as uncharacterized. Gene Ontology annotation, molecular function: GTP binding; GTPase activity. The transcript is spliced from 6 exons. Gene Ontology annotation, biological process: phagosome-lysosome fusion. Gene Ontology annotation, cellular component: phagocytic vesicle; lysosome; late endosome. Bases 101 to 652 code for a protein of 183 amino acids. NCBI's taxonomy places the organism in Eukaryota, Fungi, Mucoromycota, Umbelopsidomycetes, Umbelopsidales, Umbelopsidaceae. The record is from RefSeq and is a predicted model, not a curated record.